Molecule: messenger RNA, 1263 nt
Organism: Dromaius novaehollandiae (emu)
Lineage: Eukaryota; Metazoa; Chordata; Aves; Casuariiformes; Dromaiidae
Gene: BTC
Product: betacellulin
Exons: 5
Coding region: 1-630 (209 amino acids)
Biological process (GO): positive regulation of cell population proliferation; epidermal growth factor receptor signaling pathway; positive regulation of mitotic nuclear division
Molecular function (GO): growth factor activity; epidermal growth factor receptor binding
Source: RefSeq, a predicted model, not a curated record
AUGUCGGAGAUGCAGCGCUGGCGGCGCUUCCAGCCCCACUACCCAAAGCGUAUUCCCUGGCUAUAUAUAGGCAGGAGGGAAGUGCCAGCUGUGCCCCAUGCUGGGGCUUGUUCUGGGCGGGAGCAAUGCUGGGCGCUGGGGUGGGGGCGGCUCAUCCAUCUCCUCUCCAUUUCAGGCCUGGUGCUUUUUGACGGUGUGGGUGCCGAUGCCAAUGUGACGGCUGGCGGCCUGCCCUGUGGCCCCCCAGAAAAUUGCACAGGCGGCGUGCCACAGUUGCGGCGGCGGGGCCACUUCUCCCGGUGCCCGGAGGAGUACCAGCACUACUGCGUCAAAGGGCGAUGCCGCUUCCUCGUGGCCGAGCAGGCGCCGGCAUGCGUGUGUGAGCGUGGCUACACAGGUGCCCGGUGCGAGAGGGUGGACAUCUUCUACCUGCGAGGUGACCGGGGCCAGAUUGUCAUCAUCUCCCUCAUCGCGGCCGGUGCCGCCCUUGUUGUCCUUGUCAUCUGUGCCUGCCUCUGCAGUCGUCGCUACCGGAAGCAACGUCGGAAGAGAAAGGAAGAAGAAAUGGAGACACUGAAUAAGCCUGGGCCUGCCAAGAGCGAGGAUGUGCUGGAGACGGACGUCGCGUGAGGGAGCCGGGAGCCUUGGGGCUGGGACAGACGGGCAGAGCCAAGCAAGAGCCUGAGGAGCUGCAGCCGCACUGAGCGGCCAGGACCAACCAAGCUGGACAAAGCUGAGCAGGCCCUGGGCGAGAGAGCUGCAGCCGUGUCAAAGUCACUGGAUGGGGCCGAGCAGGCACCAGGUGCUGGGCCGUGGCACUGCCACCACUGGCAGCAAGAGCUGGAGCAGUGGCAGCCACACCGGAGCACCGCGUGGGCUGAGACCGGGGAUGAGGCCUUGCUGCAGCCACCGACACCGUUGAAAAGCCUGCGCGGGGUGAUGCCUGUGCCAGGGAGCCACUGCCGGCUCCUGCCCUCCAGCGCGGGGCCCCGCGGGAGUGACCCAGCUGGGAAUCAGCUGCUGUUCUGGGGAAGGGGGUCACUGGGUUCCGCUGGGGCAGCCCCAAGCCCCUGUGCAGGGAAGGGGCAGUGAGCGACUGGCACAGGGGCGUUGGGAUGAUGACAAGCAACCAGUGCACGAAUACUGAACCAUAGGCAAACGACAAGCGCACAAACAUUGAACUGGGGACGAGCGACAAGUUCCUGGGCAUUGAAUGAUGUAGACUAAUGAGCUUGUGAAUAUUAAAUGAAGUUGACCAACUUG